Messenger RNA from Sorex araneus (European shrew), 3334 nucleotides. It is a transcript of the gene CACNB4, whose product is annotated as calcium voltage-gated channel auxiliary subunit beta 4. The record is from RefSeq and is a predicted model, not a curated record. The coding region runs from base 843 to 2402 and encodes 519 amino acids. Gene Ontology annotation, biological process: regulation of voltage-gated calcium channel activity; chemical synaptic transmission; neuromuscular junction development. NCBI's taxonomy places the organism in Eukaryota, Metazoa, Chordata, Mammalia, Eulipotyphla, Soricidae. The transcript has 14 exons. Gene Ontology annotation, molecular function: high voltage-gated calcium channel activity; protein binding. Gene Ontology annotation, cellular component: voltage-gated calcium channel complex.
UGUGUGUGUGUGUGUGUGUGUGUGUGGUAUCAAGGAUGAGUUUGCUCCUUUGAAAACUGUGAUCCGCCCGCGGAAACAAGGGAGGCACGUGGCCAACUCUCGCCUUUCGGCAGGUCUAACGUGACCUUCAAAACUCCUUAGGACACACGGCGGGCUCCCGCGGGGCUGCCAGGGGCUCCAGAGGCUGCGGCGCUGCACAAGUCUCGCGGUUGUGAGGCUCGAGUUGACAAACAAAAUGUAACACCAAACAACACAUGCGAUUUCCACAGAAAGCGAAGCCCCCAGAUCUGGUCCUUAGCACAGUGAGCGGACAAGUGAAGUCUCAGAAGGGAAGGUGGGUCCUAGCCCCCUUAACCUGCGGUGCAGCGCGUGCGCACGGGCGCGCGCGCGCGCGCACACACACACACACACACACACACACACACACACACACACACACACACACACACACACGCACGCUCUUCCCACUCCCUGCCACACUGCACCCGAGUCCCUCCGCAAGUCCUGAUUCAUGAACCGUGCCACCUUUGUCUCAUCUGAAACUGUGCAGACUAUUUUAAUCCUCCCGCCCCCACCGCAGCCUGGCCCCCUCCCUGCAGCCUCGGGCAGGCUCGGGCGGCAGGCGCGAGCGCUGGGUGCGAGCGCGCCUCUCGCAGCCGCUCCCGCCGGGGCCCGCGCCUCGCUCCCGGGAAGGGGUUUGCGCUCAGUAGAGCGCGGGCCCCGCCGCCGUCCGCUCCUCGUCCUCCUCCUCGUCCUCCUCCUCCUCGUCCUCGUCCUCCUCCUCCUGAUUCUCCUCCUCCAUCCUCCGGCCCGCGACCGCGCGGGCCAUGUGGCGCUGAACCAUGUCCUCCUCCUACGCCAAGAACGGGACGACAGACGGGCAGCGCUCGCCCCCGGCACAGGUGGCCCGAGGUACCACCACCCGGAGGAGCAGGUUGAAAAGAUCCGAUGGCAGCACCACUUCGACCAGCUUCAUCCUCAGACAGGGUUCCGCAGAUUCCUACACGAGCAGGCCAUCUGACUCCGAUGUCUCUUUGGAAGAGGAUCGGGAAGCUAUUCGGCAGGAGAGAGAGCAGCAGGCGGCUAUCCAGCUUGAGAGAGCAAAGUCCAAACCUGUCGCAUUUGCUGUGAAGACAAACGUGAGCUACUGUGGCGCCUUGGACGAGGAUGUGCCUGUUCCAAGCACGGCCAUCUCCUUCGAUGCCAAGGACUUCCUGCACAUUAAAGAGAAAUACAACAAUGACUGGUGGAUCGGAAGGCUGGUGAAAGAGGGCUGUGAAAUUGGCUUCAUCCCGAGUCCGCUCAGACUGGAGAACAUACGGAUUCAGCAGGAACAAAAACGAGGACGUUUUCAUGGAGGGAAAUCCAGUGGAAAUUCUUCUUCAAGUCUUGGAGAAAUGGUAUCAGGGACAUUUCGAGCCACACCCACAUCCACAGCAAAACAGAAGCAAAAGGUGACAGAACACAUCCCUCCUUAUGAUGUUGUGCCGUCCAUGCGUCCGGUGGUGUUAGUGGGGCCGUCGCUGAAAGGUUAUGAGGUAACAGACAUGAUGCAGAAAGCCCUCUUUGAUUUCCUGAAGCACAGGUUUGAUGGGAGGAUAUCGAUAACGAGAGUGACAGCUGACAUUUCUCUUGCUAAGCGGUCUGUCCUAAAUAACCCCAGCAAGAGAGCAAUAAUUGAGCGUUCGAACACUCGGUCCAGCUUAGCUGAAGUACAAAGUGAAAUCGAGAGAAUUUUUGAAUUGGCAAGAUCUUUGCAAUUGGUUGUCCUUGAUGCAGACACCAUCAACCACCCAGCACAACUUAUCAAGACUUCCUUAGCACCAAUCAUUGUUCAUGUCAAAGUCUCAUCUCCAAAGGUUUUACAACGAUUGAUUAAAUCAAGAGGAAAGUCCCAAAGCAAACACUUAAAUGUUCAAUUGGUGGCAGCUGAUAAACUUGCACAGUGCCCCCCGGAAAUGUUUGAUGUGAUAUUGGAUGAAAACCAGCUUGAAGAUGCAUGUGAACAUCUGGGCGAAUAUCUUGAGGCAUACUGGCGUGCCACGCAUACAACCAGUAGCACCCCCAUGACCCCAUUGCUUGGAAGGAAUUUGGGUUCAACAGCACUCUCUCCAUAUCCCACAGCAAUCUCUGGAUUACAGAGUCAGCGAAUGAGGCACAGCAACCACUCCACAGAGAACUCUCCAAUUGAACGACGAAGUCUAAUGACCUCUGAUGAAAAUUAUCACAACGAAAGGGCUCGGAAGAGUAGGAAUCGCUUGUCUUCCAGUUCCCAGCAUAGCCGGGAUCAUUAUCCUCUUGUGGAAGAAGAUUACCCUGAUUCGUACCAGGACUCUUACAAACCCCAUAGGAACCGAGGAUCACCUGGCGGCUAUAGCCAUGACUCCCGACAUAGGCUUUGAGUCUGCAGGAACAGCAAAAAUUCAUCUGUUGACAAUUGCCAUAGCACUGCUAGGAUAAACUAAUCAUCUUAAUUUGGCAAGCAUAGCACAGUACUUACUGUGCUAUGGGCUGCUUUGAUGCUAAGUAAGGGGCAAAAAUUAAGGAUUCAUUAUGCCCUUCAGACUAGAUGGAUAAUAGAUGCCCAAUCAUAUAGGUAUUUUUAAGUGCAACAUUUACAUAACAGUACCUUUUGUUUUCUUCAUUAGAUUUAGAAUACACAUCAAUUUGUAAUUUAGGGUACUUAUCAAGGCACAUAUAAAAUAAUUUCCCAUGCUGGAAAUUCCAAAUGACCAGUUCCAGUUGGAACCAAUUUAUAAACCAAUUCCUGUUGGAAUUUGGGUGAAUUGACUAGAAAGUCUACUUGAGCAUGUUGCAAUCAAUUUUAAAAAAUCUGAAAAAAAAACUAAUAAGAAAAGUCAAAAUACUAAUAAGAGCCAAAACCAGCUAUGGUAUUUAUUUGCUGGAAGUUAAAUUUACACUUACAGUUGGAAUGUAUAAUCAUUUUAGUAUAUGUUACUGUUGCCAGACUGGCUUUUCAAAGUUACCAAAUAUAUUGAUCAUGCCAAAAAAAAUUUCAAAUUAAUGUAGAAUUUAUCCUGUCUCCUCAGAUUUUAAUAUUUUUAUUUAUUUCUUGGCAUAGCUGUUGUAUUCAAAGUGUUUAUUUUUGUUUAGUCACUACUGUUAGCUUGUUUGAAGUUGGCAAAAAAUAAACUUAAAUUUUCUUUAGCACUGAGAAAGAAGAGGAAAGAGAAGUCCAAACAUUGCCGGUUAUGCUAAAUGGAAAAUGGGGUGUUGCUUCCCUUUAAACAACCUGAGCACAACUACAUGUAACCAGGAAUGUGAGGUCAGGCAGGAUGAGCACAGAGCCUCCAGAAUGAAAAGCUUACCCCCC